GCGUUCAGUGCCGGGUUAGCGCGAGGCCAGCGGUCUGUGGUUGCCAAUCAGUUCUCAAGAAAUGCGCAUGCGCCGUCAAAGGGACGCGCAUCACGGUGAACCUUGACCUGAAGACCUUUCCUCCCCCUCCCUCGCCGAGAAGAUGGCACUCUCCAGGCUGUGCUGGACUCGAGCUGCUCUGCGGGGUUCGGCGGUCACCCCUCGACCUUAUGUCACGCGGAGGCCGCAGCUUGUUCGCUCUGGACCGGCCUGGGGAGCCCCCUGGUCUUCAAAGCUUCACCUUUCCCCGAAGGCAGAUGUGAAGAGCUUAAUCUCUUACGUGGCGACUAAGACAAAAGCGAUCAAUGGGAAAUACCAUCGGUUUUUGGAACGUAAUUUCCCCCGCUUCUAUCUCCUGUACACCACCUUCACAAAAGGAUUGCAGAAGUUAUGGGCUGAUGCCAAAAAGUCUAGAAGAAUAAAGGCAGAUAUGGUGAAGCACAAUGUAAAGUUUCAUCAACUUUCAUACCGGGAGAUGGAGCAUUUGAGACAGUUUCGUCGAGAUGUCACCAAGUGUUUUUUUCUGGGUAUUAUUUCCAUUCCACCCUUUGCCAACUACCUGGUCUUCUUGCUAAUGUACCUGUUUCCUAGGCAACUGCUGAUCAGACAUUUCUGGACCCCAAAGCAACAAAUUGAUUUCUUACAUAUCUAUCAUGAUAUCCGGAAAAAGUCCCACCCAGAAGUCCUUUCUUAUUUGGAAAAAGUUAUCCCUCUCAUUUCUGAUGAAGGACUCCGGUGGCAUAUGACAGAGCUGUGCACCAAGAUACGGCGUGGUACCCACCCAGCAAUACAAGAGAUCCUAGCUCUGAGAAAGAGUUUCUCUAACCAUCCUCUGGGCAUGAAUCAACUCCAUGCUUCGCAAAUAAAAGCCUUGAGUCGAGCCAUGCUUCUCACAACUUACCUGCCUUCUCCCUUGUUAAGACAUCGUUUAAAGACUCAUACCACUGUGAUUCAUCAACUAGACAAGGCUUUGGCAAAGCUGGGGAUUAACCAGCUGACUGAUCAGGAAGUGAAAUCGGCUUGUUAUCUUCGUGGCUUGAAUUCUACCCUUAUUGCUGAAGAGCGGUGUCGAACUUGGCUGGCAGAAUGGCUGCAGAUUUCCUGCAACCUGAAAGGGAGAGUGGAAGGAAGGGGGAGAGACAACAUCGAUGUGAGACAUCAAUUGGUGGAGCCUACAACCGAGGUCCAUGCCCUUGACCAGAAUCAAGCCACGACCCUUCAGUCCCAGGGCCGACACUCUAACCACUGAACCAAAUUGGCUAGGGCCCAAAUCCUCUUUACCAUCAAAAUGCUCCACUGACUUCACCCCGCUGCCCUUAGGAGUGUCAUUUCUGUUAGGUUAAUGUUUGUGCACUAUGGUGCAGCAAGGAUUGCUGGCUGCUUACUCCAUUCUCCUUCACCCUUUUAUCUAUGUCUUUCCCCUUCCACUCCGGGAAUGCUGGUUUCUGGGCAAUGACAAAGGGUAGGUAAGGACGAAAAAUAAAAAGAUGUGAAACCCACGAGAAAAAUAUUUUCCUUAAAAUGCCUGAGAAUAAUCUAUGGCUAUGUGUGUAAAUAACAUGCAUACUAGUCCUCUUCACCCUACACAGGGUCUGUUAGCAUCAUGUUCUCUGACAUUAACUCCAUUAUUAAAAUAAAAUAACUCCGUCGAUUCUGUCCUGACAACCAAUGUAAGUUUAAAUUUCAGUCCAGGUCUCCUUGUCCAGCUCUCUGGUGUGAACGUAACUUGUUAGAUAAAGAUGUUCACUGGGCACCAAGAAUAAACCGGGAGAGCUUUUGCUUUACAACUAGAAUAGGUUCCACAUUUCCCAAUUUAUCAAAUCAACCUCCUUUCAAACCACAAUUAGAAACCAGUCGUUCCCACCUCUCAACUGGCAGAGGAUCGAUGUGUGUGCUCAAGAGAAACACUUAUAAGUUAUGCUCCCAGCACUUAAACCCAUACAGAACUAAUCAAGGUGAGACUAGCAAUGCAGGCAAUAACUGACAGUUACCUGUCACAGUGCGCAGCUCAAACAACAAAUGCUUUUGAGAAAACAAUGCAGACCUCUAUAAAAGCUUUAAAAUGCCAGUGAAAUGAAAGGUCAACUGACACUUUCUGGCUACAUGCUUUUCAGUCUCUUCUCAAGUGUUUCAGGCUGAACAUUUCCCAGAGGUUUCCACAGAACGUAGAAGCUAUUAGGCUGGCACCAAACAAAAUAGAUCUACAGCGUAUGUGCACUUCAGCACUAGAUCUAAGCCUUUCCAGGCCUAUGAGGAUUCCUUUAAAACCAGAAUAUGAGACUAGCAAAAGGGACCCUCACCCAAUUUUGUGGAUGCAGAAUAUAUUUGCAAAGUUUAGGUAUUUUAAGCCUCUCUCUUAAAUGAAUUAAAAAAAGAAAAUA
Molecule: messenger RNA, 2420 nt
Organism: Myotis myotis
Lineage: Eukaryota; Metazoa; Chordata; Mammalia; Chiroptera; Vespertilionidae
Gene: LETMD1
Product: LETM1 domain containing 1
Exons: 9
Coding region: 143-1288 (381 amino acids)
Biological process (GO): intracellular monoatomic cation homeostasis
Cellular component (GO): mitochondrial inner membrane
Molecular function (GO): ribosome binding
Source: RefSeq, a predicted model, not a curated record